AUGAGGAGGAAGCCUAUGGCUCCGAUAUUGGUGUUGUCUGACGGUGUCCUGUGUAAUUACCAGAUCGAGAUACCACACCAAUUCCGCCUGAUGAAGUUCAACAACUCACUCUUUGCAGUGUGCAAGGGGGAUGGGGAGCUGACCCUCGGGGAUGCAGGCCCGGACCACGCGCCGCAAUGUGGCCAAGCAACACAGUGCAUGCUGGCCUUUGACCUGAUCAGCUUCUCACAGGAGAAGUUCCGGCUGGUGCACGUGGAAGUGGAAGUGAGGAACAUCAAUGAUCACGCGCCACGCUUACCCCGGGCCCAGAUCCCCAUGGAGGUGUGCGAGGGCGCAGCCGUGGGCAUGCGCAUCCCCUUGGAGGUUCCUGUGGAUGAGGACGUGGGGGCCAACCCGCUGCAGAGUGUGCGCCUGGCGGAGCCUCACAGCCGUUUCCGCGUAGAACUGCAGACGCGUGCGGACGGUGUCCAGUGCGCUGACCUGGUGCUGCUCCAGGAGCUGGACCGCGAGGGCCAGGCCGCCUACAGUCUGGAGCUGGUGGCCCAGGACGGCGGCCGCCUGCCGCGCUGCGCCACGGCCGCCCUCAGUGUGCGAGUGCUGGACGCCAACGACCACAGCCGGGCCUUCCUGCAGGGCGCAGUGGCCGAAGUGGAGCUGGCAGAGGACACUCCUAUGGGCUCUCUGCUGCUCGACCUGGACGCAGCCGACCCCGACGAGGGUCCCAACGGCGACGUGGUGUUCGCCUUUGGUGUCCACACCCCGCCCAAGGCGCGCCGCCUCUUCCGUCUGGAGCCGCGCUCAGGCCGCCUCACCCUGGCAAGACCGGUGGACUACGAGCGCCAGGACACCUAUGAGCUGGACGUGCGGGCCCAGGACCGUGGUCCCGGGCCCCGGGCCUCCACCUGCAAGGUCAUCGUGCGCAUCCGCGACGUCAAUGACAACGCUCCGGACAUCACCAUCACCGCGCUGGCCGCCCCGGGCGCACCUGACGCCUCUCCCUUCGCCGCCGUCGCUGCCGCUCUCGGGGGUGCGGACCCGACCUCGCCGACCCGGCCCGGUACGCCCAAGGCCGGCGCCGUCUCUCUGGUGCCAGAGGGGGCGGCGCGCGAGAGCCUAGUGGCGCUGGUCAGCACCUCGGACAGAGACUCGGGUGCCAACGGGCAGGUGCGCUGCGCCCUCUACGGGCACGAGCACUUCCGGCCGCAGCCGGCCUACGCGGGCAGCUACCUGGUGGUGACUGUGGCGUCGCUGGACUGCGAGCGCAUUGCCGAGUACAACCUGACGCUGGUGGCCGAGGACCGCGGCGCACCCCCGCUACGCACCGUGCGGCCCUACACUGUUCGCGUGAGUGAUGAGAACGACAACGCACCACUCUUCACACGGCCGGUCUACGAGGUGUCGGUGCGGGAGAACAAACCUUCCGGCGCUUACUUGGCCACGAUGGCGGCCCGGGACCCCGACCUGGGCCGCAACGGGCAGGUCACCUACCGGUUGCUGGAGGCAGAAGUGGAUCGCGCCCUAUGUCUCGGUGGAUCCCCCCCCCCCCAGCAACUGGGGAGCUCCGCGCAUGAUGGUGCUUUGACCGCGGUGUACUGGCUGAGCUGCCUCUGGGGCUGGAAGUACUUGACGGCGGCUCUCAGCCGCCCCGGGGCCGGGCCGUGGUGUGGCUGCAUGUGGAGGACCAGAACGACCACGUACCUGGACUGGUCACACUACCACUCUUCAGUGGCGCAGCCCAGCCGCCUCUGCCCCAGGGCGCGCCCCUGGGCUACCUGGUGA
Molecule: messenger RNA, 1779 nt
Organism: Enhydra lutris kenyoni (northern sea otter)
Lineage: Eukaryota; Metazoa; Chordata; Mammalia; Carnivora; Mustelidae
Product: protocadherin-8-like
Biological process (GO): homophilic cell-cell adhesion
Cellular component (GO): plasma membrane
Molecular function (GO): calcium ion binding
Source: RefSeq, a predicted model, not a curated record